Messenger RNA from Fukomys damarensis (Damara mole-rat), 963 nucleotides. Its product is annotated as olfactory receptor 15. Lineage: Eukaryota; Metazoa; Chordata; Mammalia; Rodentia; Bathyergidae. Gene Ontology annotation, molecular function: G protein-coupled receptor activity; olfactory receptor activity. The record is from RefSeq and is a predicted model, not a curated record. Gene Ontology annotation, cellular component: membrane. Gene Ontology annotation, biological process: G protein-coupled receptor signaling pathway. Bases 1 to 963 code for a protein of 320 amino acids. The transcript has a single exon.
AUGGAAAUGGACAAUGCGAGCUUUCCCAACACUUUUGUCCUGCUGGGCUUCUCAGAGUUUCCAUGGCUGGAGAGGCCCCUCUUUUCAGUGGUCCUGGUCUCCUACAUCCUCACUCUGGUGGGGAACAGCUCCAUCAUCCUCCUCUCCCUAAUGGAUCCCAGACUGCAGACACCCAUGUACUUCUUCCUGGACAACCUCUCUCUGCUGGACCUCGGUAUCACCUGCACCACUGUGCCCCAGCUUCUGGCCAAUCUGUGGGGACCAGACAAGACCAUUGCUGCCUGGGGAUGCAUCACACAGCUCUAUGUUUAUACCUGGACAGGAUGCACUGAAUGCAUCCUGCUGGCCGUGAUGGCCAUUGAUCGCUAUGUGGCCAUCUGCCAGCCCCUCCGGUACACUCUCAUCAUGCGUCCCUGGGUGUGUGUGCAGAUGGCAGCUGCAUGCUGGUUAACUGGCUUGGGCAGUACGCUACUCCAUACCACACUGACCCUACAGCUCCCAUUCUGUGGGCACCACCCCCUGGACCACUUCUUCUGUGAGGUGCCUGUCCUCAUCAAGCUGGCCUGUGGGGACACCUCUGCUAAUGAACUGGCCUUGGCUUUGGGAGCAAUACUUUUUACCCUAGUGGCUCCCCUGAUGGUGGUCAUCUCCUACACCCUCAUUGGUAGGGCUGUUCUGAAGUUACCUUCAGCUGAAGGCAGGCACAAAGCACUCAGCACCUGCAGUUCCCACUUACUGGUGGUCACCUUGUAUUUUGGACCAGGCAUGUACAUGUACCUCCAGCCUCCAGCCAAGAGUUCUCAGGCCAAGUUCAUGUCCUUCUUCUACUGUGUUAUCACCCCAGUACUUAAUCCACUCAUCUACACCCUGAGAAACAAUGAUGUGAAGACGGCAUGGAAGAGGAUCCUGCAGUCACAGAAUUGUGUAGAGUCUUUAAAAUCCAGAGGACAGAUACAAAAUUAA